This is a messenger RNA of Synchiropus splendidus (mandarinfish), 2984 nucleotides long. It is a transcript of the gene znf346, whose product is annotated as zinc finger protein 346. The coding region runs from base 507 to 1418 and encodes 303 amino acids. Gene Ontology annotation, molecular function: DNA binding; zinc ion binding. The record is from RefSeq and is a predicted model, not a curated record. Lineage: Eukaryota; Metazoa; Chordata; Actinopteri; Syngnathiformes; Callionymidae. Gene Ontology annotation, cellular component: nucleus. The transcript has 9 exons.
GGUCAGACGGUUAGCUGCACCAUGCUAAGAAAGAUCGCUAGAUGAAUUAAAAUGCUGCCGCAGUUCAGUUUUACUAAAAUGUAUUGACCGAGGAAGAAACGUGUGCUCAUAAUGUUCGCGUGUGAAGCUGUUAAAGACUGACGUCACCAGGCGGCCGGGUUUACUUCAAGUCAACGUGUUUGCAUCGUCUUCCACUGAAGCUGCUGUGAAGCAAGAAGAAGAUGCCAUCCCGAAAUACUCUUGAUAAAAUUGAGAAGAAGCAUAAGAGAUGGACGGAGGAGGACAUGGAACGUGCAUUUAUCGAGGUAAAGUCGGGGAGGUACACGGUCAGAAAGGCAGCCAUUCAGUUCGGGGUCCCAAAAUCCUCCCUGGGCGACAGAGUCAGUGGACGAGUGGCACCGGGGCGACGCAGCGGCCCACCUCGCCUAUUAUCCCCGGCAGAUGAGGAGCGGCUGGUGGAGUGUGCCAGGCUCUGGAUCUCUUGAGCCGAUCGACCCAGUUUCGGGAUGAACUUCAGGGCCACCACCUUCACCAGGACAGACGGCAGAAUGACUAUCAUGUUUCAUGAAUAUGAUCAUGUAAACAAGAUGAUCCAGGAGCACGGCGACCUGUUUUCGGACACCAAGUGUUCAGUCUGCAGCGCCAUCCUCGUGGCAGAGUCUCAGAAGUUGACUCACUACCAGAGCAGAAAACACGCCAACAGAGUGCGCCGCUAUUUCCUGCAGCAGAAGGAGAAGGAGCCUCAAGUGAAGAAGUUACAUUUGUCAUCGUCUGAGGGACCGGACAACAAUGGUGACGCUGAGCCAAUGAAGUUCUGUGAGGUGUGCAACAUGAGUCUCACCUCACCUGUGGUGGCGCAGUCUCACUACCUUGGAAAGGUUCACGCCAAGAACCUGAAAAUUCGGGCCCUUGGCCCAAAAGCGCUAGUAGAGGUCCAAGUGCCAGUAUUCAGAGUGAAGAAGGCGUCGACGGACUCGUGCGAUAAAGAUGGCAGCAACGGGAACCAAGGAAAUCCCAAUCACUUUUGCACCAUCUGCAGCGUCUCCUUCAAUAACCCGCUGGUGGCUCGCCAGCACUACCAUGGGAAGAAGCAUCGCAAACACUUGACCAAGGUCAAGCUGAUGGAAACGUACGGGCCGUCGCCGGCGGCAGCCUCUGCCGUGCAAGGUUACUCCUGCACGCUCUGCAACAUCGAGCUGAACUCCGUGGAGCAGUACCAGUCGCAUGUCAGCGGCGCCAAGCACAAGAACAGAAUGAAGAAGUCAGAGCAAGACAGCAAACCAGCAGGAGAAGAGUCGGCCGGCGAGGAGAACCUGUCCAGCUGUCCGCUCAGCGUGGGCGACGGCCUGCACGACGGUGGCAGCGAGCCGCUGCAGCACGACGCCGAUCCGUACAUGCCGCACCACCUGGACUACUAGCUCCUGCUGGACUUGCAGAAGAGACGAUCACCAGCCCCUUUAACUCAUGAACCUUGGCCAUCCAUGGAUCCCUGCGCUCUGCUCCGCGUGUCACUCUUUCACCCAGGGCUCUCUUUGGAGGGAUGGAACACUAGGAAGAUGUAGGGAGAGAGAGUGAAUCCACUGUACCUCAUUCCCCAUCCAUCCGUCAGUAGGGCUCACUGUUUCAGAGGUCUGUCAUGCUGCUCUGCUUCACUCCGUGACUCGCCUCACAUCCUCCUGUGUGUGGAACCCUGCCUGCAGGGGUCAUCAGAGGUCGUGGGACACUAACUCCUCCGUUAAUAUUGUUCAUGAAACUCCUGAACCUGUCAGUCCAGCACGUCAGAACACAAGCUGUCGGCUCAAGCUGGGAGAGUGGUCGAGGAAAGUGCUGCUGUCAUCUCCGUUUUGAAGGUUUUAUUGCCAAAAUUCUGCUUUUGUUUUGGAGAAAGUGUUGCAGGAACGUUUAGUCGGAAACAAACUGAGCGAUGCAGGUGAUAGUUCAUCGCCUUCAGUGGAGGCUGAAGCUGCGUUCUGAGAUGUUGAAGUCUGAGCUCUCCUCUCGCCCACCGUGGUCCAGAAUCCUCCCAGAUUUCAGUGAUGUCACUUUGUAAAAAAAAAAAAGAUGUCAGACAUAGGACGCAUUUCAGUCGGUUUGGUCUCAUAUUUUCCGAAUAUUGAACUGACGAAUGUCUGCAGUGUGAAGGGGGCGCGGGUGGGAACGUACCCCAGGUCUUCUGUUUUGUUGUGCUCUGUUUUUUUAAGAAGCUUUACAUUGAACUAUAAUAUAUGGACUUGAAGGACAAGUAAAACAGUUUUAUAAGACUCGGCUGUUAGUCUCUGUUUCUGUGGAAGAGAGGCUGGUCUGAUGGUGACCGUCCCACAGGUGGCGCUGUUUGAAUCGGGAUCUGUGACGUCAUCACCACUCAGAUCUGCCUCUCGCAUGGAGGGACUUCUUUAAACUCAACUAGUCGGAUCCAAGUCGAUGACCCAAGAACUGAGACUCGCUGUUCAGUCCGCAAGAUGGCGCUCUCGCCCCUCCCGUUUACUCAGCUCAUGAAGCCCUGCUGCAUCUGAUCUUGAAGUUUGAUCAGCACGGAUUGUGUGGUGUGUGGCUCCUGAGCUCGUCCUUCAUCAUAAGUCAUUUUUUUAUUGUUGAUAACAGUCACAACUAGUUCAGUUCAUAGAAGAAAGGACACGUUUUGGAUUCAAUUUGACGCAAGAAAUCGGGAUGCAAUUGGAAGUAGAGCGCAUAUUCAUGAAACUUCUCCCGUCUGUGGCCGAGAGGAGCAAAACUCAACACAUUCAACAGGAAACACCACAAAAUGAACAGAAAACAAAACGCCACUUUCGCCCUCAUCACUUCCGCUCCGACCGUUUUCUCCUAAUUUCGGUCUGUUUUCUGUCAAUCGCGUGUUGCUUUCCUUCAUCUGCGUUUCGUUUCCACUUAUUAGUGUUUAGAGUUUCUGUAUUAUUUUGUGUGAAUGUUUUGUUUUCUGUGAAUGCUGUUUUGUGGUCUGUUAAUUUUGUGGCGUUUCCUAUAAAUUG